This is a messenger RNA of Nannizzia gypsea CBS 118893, 264 nucleotides long. RefSeq lists its product as hypothetical. The record is from RefSeq and is a predicted model, not a curated record. Bases 1 to 264 code for a protein of 87 amino acids. NCBI's taxonomy places the organism in Eukaryota, Fungi, Ascomycota, Eurotiomycetes, Onygenales, Arthrodermataceae. The transcript has 3 exons.
AUGUUGGGAUAUCUGCACUUUAGCUACGACUCGCACACAUUGCCCAAGUCCGAAGCCAUCAAUCUGAAGCGGAUAAAGCUACAUCCUAUUCCCGCCCCAAACGACCGCAGUAUUGGGGUAUACUAUAGUCAGGUCACCGCCGAAGAUCCUAGUUCAAAAAUCUAUAUUUCUGCCCCUUAUGAACCAAUACCCAACUCUUCUAGACGGGCUGAACAUGAGGAAGAACAGCGAGAGAGACAACGAGAUAAGCAGAUUGCAGACUAA